ACAUUAUAAAAGUGUCAUGGCGUCUGAAACAGUAUCUCCGCAUUCUGUCUCUCCCUCUCUCUCUCCCUCAGUUUCUGUUGAUCCAAUGAUCAAUAGCAGUGUCGCUCUAAUGUAUAACCUUUGGAUGGACUGGGGGAUCAAACAGAGUCAGGAGUUAUCAUUACUACUGUAUAACAACCAACUGGCCAGUGUCACCUCAGUGUUGAUAUUACUACUGAGCUGUGCCUUCGUGUACUGCUGCAACUGCUGCUGCUGCUGCUGCUAUAGGAGACAGCAAGAGAGACGUCAGUCUAAAGUGGUACCGUCUUCUCGCUCAUCAGAGAUAAGGAAACGGGAUUUAGUCCGUCACUUGGGACGAAGAGUCAUGAGAGUUGGAAAGACUCGUCUUCAUGAAUUUAGAAGAAAUUCAAUUGGGUUUCGGUUCCAGCCCCUCCCCCCCAGUACGUCUGAUAUUCAGUUACACAGAGAACCACCUGCAGCUUACCUUGAAGCAGAUCUGGAGCUUGAGAGUCAAAUACCUCAUGAUGUUAUGUAUCUUUUAAAAAGUGUUCGGGUUUUUGGUCAUUUUGAGAAACCUUUGUUCAUGGAACUGUGCAAACACGUGGAGACAAAGUUUGUUCCAUCUGGUGCCAUUUUGUUUCGACCAGGCCAGGUGGAUGACAGUAUCUAUGUAGUACAGAAUGGUAAACUGCAUGUGUUCUUGAUUGAACAAGAUGGAACUGAGUUUCCUCUUAAAGAUGCUGGAACUGGGGAAAGUGUUCACAGUUUACUGAGCCUAAUGGAUGCCAUUAUUGGUCAGCCACACCCCUUUAGGACUGUCUCUGCUAGAGCAGUGAGAGAUACUUACGUACUUCAGAUAAGAGCUAAUUCAUUUAAAAAGUUUUUUGAUGAAAAUCCGGAUUCACUUCUAAGAAUAAUACAAAUCAUAAUGCUGCGGUUGCAGAGGGUCACCUUCCUUGCAUUGAACCAGUUUCUUGGACUAGGACAAGAACUACUGAUACAAAAAGUGUCUAUACCUACUGACCUCAAUAUUUAUAAACUGAAGCACUCCUUUCAAAGAACUGGAACUAACCAAUCGCUUCAAGUUGAUGAUUAUGAAACCAGUGAUACUAUUAAUAGUUUCAGUACUCAAUUGGUGGGCGGUGACAGUGACAGUGAGGGAUUGACAUCAGAUGGAAGGAAUAGUGACCCUCCCCCUCCUCCUCUUGAAGUGACUAAGUAUGACUCGACUGGUGAUGAAUCCACUGGCAAGAAGCCAAAGGCUGUUGCUAUAGAUACCAGUCAAAAUGCAUCAUUCACUCACCGACUGAUACCAGCCCAGAGUCCUGAGUUCGAUAAUGUCAUUAAUCAGGCUAGAGUUGAUAGAAUGGAGUUUGGUGGUUCUCAGCCAGUGAAAGCUAAUCUCAUUCAAAAUGUUCCAUUAAGAUAUUCUCACUUUGUGUCUCUCGAGAGCAACGAUAUAUUACAAGCAGCAACUGCUGACCUCAUCAAAAUAUUCCAACUCAAAGAUAACUCACUUCUCAAUGGAAGGAUACAGCUAAUUGAAGUGGCUUGUAACUCUGUCCUUGGAUAUGAAGGAGAUCUUGACAGUUGUGUGUAUUUCAUAGUCUCUGGGCGGAUUAAAGUGUUCAAGUUGCACAGUUCAAAGGAGAGUGGCUCAUGCAGUCAUGAAGAGUUGCUGUAUUACGCUCAACCUGGAGAAUUUGUUGGAGUCCUGUCAGCUCUGACUGGUGAACCUUCCUUUAUAUCAUUGAAAGCAGCUUCAUAUUCUCAUCUUAUUGCCAUCACUAAGACUAACCUUUAUCAGAUCCUGUCAGAGCACCCGAUAGCUGUCUGUGGGAUAGCGUCUGAUCUUGUGAGAAGAUUGUCUCAUUUUGUCAAACAAAUGGACUUUGCUCUUGACUGGAUGGACUUAGAAGCUGGGAAAGCAUUGUACAGGCAGGGGGAGGAGUCUACUGUUGCUUAUAUCAUACUGAACGGGAGGUUGCGGUCAGUGGUGAAGAAUGAAGACGGAAAGAAAGAAUUAGCUGAUGAGUAUGGGCGUGGUGAAACAGUGGGUGUGGUUGAAGUAAUGACAAAAUCACCUCGUGCCACUACAGUCCAUGCUAUAAGAGAUACAGAGUUAGCAAGUGUUCCAUUGGGUUUGCUAAAUACAAUUAAAAUGAAGAAACCUCAGGUGGUGUCCAGGCUGAUCCAGUUACUAGGGGAGAAGAUAAUGGGAAGCUAUAACAGAGUCCUGUCAAUGCCAGCUGGACCCACUGAGAGUAAGUCAACUGUUGAACUGAUUAUAAUGUACAUCAACAUGUAUUCAUUAGACUCUACAAUGCUCAGUAAGCACUUGGUCUCUAACCUCUCGACUGUUGCUGUGGUACCAAUAUCAGCUGACAUUCCCUUAUCACACAUCACCAGACACCUCACUGCUGCUGUCAACACUAUUGUUUCUGCUAAAAGGUUAACCAGUAAACUGAUAGAAGAAGAACUGGGUACAUCAGCACUAGAGAGUGUUCAUGAGUACAGACUGUGCACGUGGCUAGGGCAUCAGGAAGACACUCAUAAAAUUGUUAUUUAUCAAGCAAACGGAUCCUUAACCCCUUGGACUGCUAGAUGCAUCAGACAAGCUGACUGUAUCUUACUGGUGGGGGUAGGGGACCAAGUACCUAACUUUAAUUCAAUGGGAACGAUAGUUACACAAGUUGAAAAGAUAUCAGCAAGAGUUCGUAAAGAGCUGGUCCUGCUUCAUAAAGAAGGUGUGGCUCACCCACAGGGCACAGUCCAGUGGCUCAAUGCUUUGGGUUGGCUGUCAUCAUAUUUCCAUGUGAGGUGCCCUGAUGAGUUCUUCACAGAAACCUCCUCAGCAGCUGAUGAAAGAUCACUACCCACCCCACCAGACAAACAUUCUGACAUUGCAAGAUUGGCAAGGAGGCUAACAGGGACAUCAGUUGGACUGGUAUUAGGAGGAGGAGGAGCUAGGGGGUUGUCUCACUGUGGGAUCAUCAAAGCAUUUCAAGAAGCAGGUGUUCCUAUUGAUAUGGUGGGUGGUACCAGCAUUGGUGCUCUAGUUGGGGCCCUCUACUCUGAGGAAUGUGACGCUGGAGAAGUUCUUAAAAGAGCAAGCACCUUCUCCAAGAGAAUGGCAGCAUACUGGGACAAGAUACUGGACCUGACCUAUCCUUCAAUGUCAAUGUUUACUGGGCGUGCAUUUAAUACUAUAAUAUACAAUGUAUUUCAUGAGAGACACAUUGAGGACUUAUGGCUGCCGUACUAUUGUGUAACUACUGAUGUCACUGACUCCAAGAUGAGGGUCCACACUGCUGGCUGCUUGUGGAGGUACGUGAGAGCUAGCAUGUCACUGUCUGGGUACCUCCCUCCUCUUUGUGACCCUGUGGAUGGACACCUCCUCCUUGACGGAGGAUAUGUCAACAACCUACCUGCUGAUCUGAUGUCGUCUCAAGGAGCUGAACACAUCAUUGCCAUUGACGUUGGAUCGGAAGAUAAUAACGCCCUAUUGAAUUAUGGGGACUCUAUCUCUGGCUGGAGAAUUAUUUGUAAUAAAUUGAAUCCUUUUUCAAAAACAAUGAGGAUUCCUAACUUGACAGAGAUACAGUCAAGAUUGGCGUAUGUAUCUUGUGUUCGACAAUUGGAAACUGUCAAGAAUGAUUCUUCUUGUGAAUACAUACGACCACCUAUUGACAAUAUUGCUACAAUGCAGUUUGGAAGUUUUGAUGAAAUUGCACACAUUGGUUAUAAGCACUGCAAGUCAGUCCUCAGUAGUUGGACUAAAAGCCACACCCUCUCACACUUAUUAACUGAGACUCUCGCUAAGGAUUUUAGACAAAAACGAAACCUAAUGGAACCAUCAGAUAAGUCGUUAAGUCGUAAGGUUCCAUCAAUUCAUAACCUGGCAGCUCUAGCAGCUGAAAUACCUCAACUGAAGAACAAGGAGACGGUGAUGCAAGAUGAAGACAUUGAUGGUUAUUGGUCUAAUCCUGAGGUAGUCCCUGUGAGUACUGAGGAACCGGACGAGGAGGAGGAGGACAGCUAUGAAGAACAGUCACUGAAGAAAGGCACUGAUACUAAAAAUAACAGACAGCAACUUGUUACUAAUAAUAGUAACAGAAGUAUGGCAUAUUCUGACUCUGAGAUCCAUAAUAUAAAUUAACAAUCAGUAUACUAUUGGUAUUCCUCAGUAUACUAUAAUAAUCAGUGUUAUUAUUAGUAAAUCUUCGGUAUACUA
Molecule: messenger RNA, 4234 nt
Organism: Amphimedon queenslandica
Lineage: Eukaryota; Metazoa; Porifera; Demospongiae; Haplosclerida; Niphatidae
Product: patatin-like phospholipase domain-containing protein 7
Exons: 37
Coding region: 17-4159 (1380 amino acids)
Biological process (GO): phosphatidylcholine metabolic process
Cellular component (GO): endoplasmic reticulum
Molecular function (GO): phosphatidylcholine lysophospholipase A1 activity
Source: RefSeq, a predicted model, not a curated record